Messenger RNA from Ectocarpus siliculosus, 2358 nucleotides. The record is from the annotation of a GenBank genome assembly. Lineage: Eukaryota; Phaeophyceae; Ectocarpales; Ectocarpaceae.
AUGAAGAUGUACGGGUCUAUCGUAGAUUCGGGUGCGGCAGGGUCAUCCUCCGGGGGGGUUACGUACACCGACCGGUUUUCGAUCGCAACGAAAGAUAGGGCACAAGGUGGCCGAGGGACACGUCCCGCUUUCAUCCUCGCCCUCGUCGGAUCCCUCGCCCUCGUUGGCACAGCGAUGAUUGCGAUCGGAUCCCGUCUGCUGCCGGACACUUCAGCCGUCAAGGGUGCUGUUGACCCCGAGAGCAACGCAUCUUUACAGGCUGCUCGACGAAGCAGCAGCUUUGUCGAGGAUCGUCCAGUUGUCGGCAGGGCAUUCCCCAUUGCCUCGGACCAGGACCAGCACCAGCAGCAAGAGGGACAGGAGAAGCGACAGCAACAGGGAGACGUGUCGCCACCUCUCUCCUUCACCGCGCUCAACUUCUACCACGUGCGGGACGGGAAGCCGGCGCAGGACUACCCCUGGUUGAAGGACGUCAAGCUCAUCGAACCGCACCGGGAGACCACGCUAGACGUGGAGACUCCCCGCGACGGAUUCGAGUACCGCUGGAAGGUUUUGCUUGGUGCGCCGGUAUCAAUCACGGACUCCGCCCCGGCGUCAUCAUUUGAAGAAGAAGGUGUAACCGAGGAAGUUGUUGCCACCGCCAGCGGAGCAGAGGCCGUGGUUGUUUUCACACACCUCGGCGAAAACUCCGUCUCUCUGGAGGAGGUCAACUCGGAUACGGGGGUGGUUACCCGCCGGCUACAGGAGAAGGUGAUGGUCAAGUACGUGAGGAGGGAGAUCAGGACUCUCACGGACGACGAGCGAGAGGAGUUGUUCGACGCGAUGUUCGCGCUCUGGGAGGUGAGAGUGGACGGUGGAAACGGCAAGGAGCUUUAUGGGGAAGACUACGCUGACAUAUACGCGAUAAAUCGCUUGCACUACAAGGCGGCCAGUCAAAGCUCGUGUGAUCACUUCCACGACGGUCUGGGAUUCUUGACAAGCCACUCCAUGAUCUCUAACACGUUCGAGUUCAGCCUGCAGAAAGUCAACCCCAAGCUGACGUUGCCGUACUGGGACUUCACCAUUGAGUCUACUGAUGUGGGGGGUCUUGAAGGCACAGUGGACGACGGGGGGCCCCUCACACGGUCGCCACUUUUCCGCCCUGAUUGGUUCGGGACUUUUGACCCUGAGGACAACAUGGUGAAGGACGGCCGGUGGGCAUUCACGGAAAUCCCGCGUGUGUUUGAGAACAACCCUGGUCUUAUCGACACGGACGUGUACGGAAAGCUUCGGGCACCGUGGAAUGUCAACGACCGACAGUACCUGACCCGCGGCAUGGGCGAACUGUGCGGUGCGGACAUGGAAAAAGCGUUCCCAUGGCCCACCUGCACAUCUCACUACGAUCUCGCCACAGGCUACAGCGACUUCUACUCGUGGGUCUGGCAAUCCCUUUACGACCCCCACGGGCCGGUGCACAUCUGGGUCGGGGGCGUGCUGGACUGCGAAGAGACGUACGAAAGGAUUGAGGGUCUUGUCGGAAAGAUAGCAGCGAGCCAGCUCGCCGAGCAGUCGUUCAUCCACCGCAAGAACCUCUACCGUGACGGGAUCUUCAAGUGCGACGGAAGGGCGGACGUGGCCCAGUCCUCGGAAGAGGUCAUGCUCUCUCGGUGCGGGUGCCUGGGCUACAACCUGACCGAGGGGAACGACUACGAGAGGAUCUACCACACCAUGUCCGUCAUCGACGACGUCAUCGGAGACUACGAUGCCGACACGAAACGCCAGGUGGUGGAGGCGAUUUGCACGACCACCCUCGUGGACGGGGACCACUUGCAGGCGAGCUCCUCGCUGGACCCGUCCUUCUGGUCGACGCACCCGACGAUGGAACGGCUGUGGAUGUACGUCGUGCUGACGGGCCAGAUCACGGACUGGUCGUGGCCGGACGCGGACGUGACGUACACCACGCCAGACGGCACCGUGGUGACGGAAAGCCUGAGCGAGUACGAAGAGUCCUGCUUCGGCCACCAUGGGAGCGACGUGUUCCCGUUCGGUCUCCUAGAUACCGACACCGACGGCUUCGAGAUCAAGACCGGCAUCAGCUUCAACUCGGCCACCGGCAACGAGCUCACCAACCGAGAGGCUCUGCAAGCCUUCGACCCCCGGAUCAACGCACUGCCCUACGUGUACGACACCUUCAACUGGGAGCAUUGCGCGGCAGAUGGAUACGACUUCGGCGAUGCCUGGCAGUCUUCCACGAAGAAAUCCAAGUCGACUUCUGCACGUCCCGCCUUCGAAGACGGUGUCCCACGAGCGCCCAUGUACAGCAGCACGCUCAAGCUGAUGGCUGAGGGCAAGGCCAAGAGACGGGAGCAACGCGUCUGA